AUCCUCCCCUCACACAGCUCUCGAGCUACAGUCCCCCUCUCUGAGGACAUCCCAGAGUGUGAGACGCCUGAAGACAGAGGCAGAAGAUGGUCCCUGGGACGCUGGCAGUGCUGUGGAUGCUAGUGGCCACAGUUUUCCAGGUUGGCUGCAUCACUGAGCUGGAAGAACAGGAGCCCAGCCCAAAUGUGCUGUACCCCUGGCGAGGGGGAUCAGGGGGUGAGGGGAGUGUGGGCCUCAGCAGGGUGAAAAGGGACUGGAUCAUUCCACCAAUCCGCGUCUCAGAGAACAGCAAACAGUCUCCUGAAUACCUGGUGCAGAUCAAAUCGGACAAAGUUUUUGUUGGUGAAGUGAUUUAUAAGCUGGAGGGCCCUGGAGUGGAUCAGGACCCCAAAGAUUAUUUUGAAGUGGAUGACCGCACAGGGUGGAUCAAGAGCAAGAUGCCCCUUGACAGGGAAAAAUACAGCAGCUUCAAGCUCAAGGCCUUUGCCCUGUCAUCAAGUGGGGAAAGACUGGAGACCCCAUCCACCAUCGAGAUAGUCGUCCUGGACCAGAAUGACAACAGGCCCAAUUUCACACAGCCUGAAUUUGUCGGUUCUGUUCCUGAGUUCUCCAUACCGGGCACUUCUGUCAUGAACGUGUCGGCAACAGACGCCGACGACCCGGAAACGGAGAACGCAAUGCUCAGCUACUCCAUCAUUGGCCAGGAGUCCUUCCCGCCGUUCAGCAUCAAUAAGACCAUGUUCGGCAUCAACAACGAGACGGGCGUGAUCUACACCCGAGACGUCGGGCUGGACCGGGAGGUGGUGGAGUCUUUCCGACUGAUGCUGCAGGUGGCAGACAUGUCGGGGGAAGGCCUGUCAGACAUCGCCUACGCCAUCAUAAACAUCACAGACAUCAAUAACAACGCCCCCCAAUUCUCCCCUCUGUCCUACAGCAUGACCGCUGUGGAGAACAGGGAAAUAGACGAGAUUGGCAGAGUGAAUGUCACCGAUAAGGAUGAGCCAGGCUCGGAAAACUGGGGAGCCAAGUACACCAUCGCUAAGGGGGAUCCGUACGGACAUUUCGCCAUCCGAACAGACCCUGACAGCAACCAAGGCAUCAUUUCUGUUGUGAAGCCCCUGGACUAUGAGUCUCAGAAGGAAUACCAGCUGGUUCUGACUGUGGAGAACAAGAUCCCUCUCAGCUCAAAGGCUACCCAGGAACCUGUUAGCACCGCCACGGUAACCAUCAUGGUAGCCAAUGAAAAUGAGGCACCUCGUUUCAAAGUGGACCCCAUCAAGCUGGACGUCCCGGAGUCAGUGGACCCUGGCACGGUGCUGGCCCAAGACAUCGCAGAUGAUGCAGAUAAUGCGAAACUCAGGUUUGAAGUCGAGCACGACCCUGAGAGGUGGAUUGCAAUUAACCCGCAGACCGGAAAAAUCACCGCCAGAAAGAAGUUCAGUCUGCGUUCACCACACGUCAAAAACAACAUCUACACUGCAAGGAUCAAAGUGUCAGACAUGGACGCAGGCGGCAUCUCCUCCACCGCCACCGUGGAGCUCAAACUGAGGGAGACCAAUGACUUCGCCCCCCAGCUUGUCCCUGUGACUGGCACCAUGUGCAGGGAUGCGGAGGAGCCCCCAGUGCUGGUGCUGACCGCUGUGGAUGAAGACCUGCCCCCUCAAGCCGCGCCCUUCCUCUUCAGGCUGCCGAGCAACUCUCCCGCAGCCCUCAACUGGACCAUCAUCCAGAUGAACGAAACCCAUGCUGUUCUGCAGUCUCUGACAGAGCUGGAGUCUGGCCUGUACUUCAUCCCUGUCCUGCUGUCCGAUUCGGGCACGCCCACCCUCUCCGCCCUCAACUACGUCAACGUGACCGUGUGUGAGUGCAGCAUAGUCGGUCACUGCAAGGCCGUGGCCGCGCCAUUAUUUGCCUCAAGGGUGGGGCUCAGUCUCGCCGCCCUCCUGGUCAUUAUUGGCAGCAUUUUGCUCUUUCUGUUACUGCUGCUCCUAGUGGUGGCUGUGGGUAACUGCAGGCGACAUGCAGUCAAAAAGACAGGGCUUCUAGUCGGGGUGUCGGACGAUGAUGUCCGUGACAACGUCCUGAACUACGACGAGCAGGGAGGAGGGGAAGAAGAUGAGAACGCCUACAACAUGGAACAGCUGAGGAACCCCAAUCAGUUCAUCCCGCCCCCAGCCUCCUUCUCGUCACCAGUCUCCGCCCUCCCCAAGGGGAAGCAGCCCCGCAGGAAAGAUGCGCCUCAGAGUUUUCAAACCCCCUCGUACCCGCGCAAACCCCCGGCAGACCCGACUGACAUCCAAGACUUCAUAAAUGAUGGCCUGAAAGCAGCAGACAACGACCCCAACGUCCCGCCCUACGACACCGCCCUGAUCUACGACUACGAGGGAGACGGCUCAUUGGCCGGGACCCUGAGUUCCAUCGCCUCCCGCAGCUCCGAUGAUGACCAGGACUACGACUACCUCAGCGACUGGGGGCCGCGCUUCAGGAAGCUGGCUGACCUAUAUGGCCCUCGCUAAAGGAGGCCCCACGCAUGCUCAUUAACACUUUCACCCCCGCACCUCGUGUUACCCCUCGCACCCAGUACCUGCCACUCUCAAUGUCCCCCACUGGAGAGGAACCAGAUCUCACCCCUCUUUAUUGGACAGUUGAGCCACAAUGCACCCCUCCAUACCCUAUCCUAUGAUGGGACUGUUCUGACACACGUGUGGUGCUGGUCCUUCCAGCUGUAACAUUGUUCUUUGUUACUUCACUCUCCCCACACUGGUAAAGGUCACUGCUUUCCACAUGAUUGAAUAUCAGAGACAUUCAGUUUUUCAGGCUUCUUUUUCUGACACGCUCUGACAUGACAGGUGCACACCGGGGUAAGACUGACGCGGCCUUUGACCUUUGUUGUGCUAGCUGGGAGAUGUUGUUGAGAAUUAUCCUGAGGGGUGUGAUUUUUGGUGAUAAUGGUAGCAGGGUGGCAAUUCUUGGACACAGUUGCCUUGGCUUUCAUCAUCUUAUUCCUCAUACAAAACAGGCCCGAAGCAUUUUUCACAGACAGGAAGGAAAAAGAUCCUAGAAACGGCUGCUUUCAUUAAUUUUUCCGCCAAAUUCUCCGGUUGCGUUAGACUGCAAAACCACACAGUAAUCAUCAUAAAAAUUAUAGGCCGCCUGACCAUGCUCAUGGUCUCAGCUGCUCUUUAUGUACCCUUUUACAGGCAGUGUUGGUUUUAAAUGUAACUUUUGUGUGGUUGGCAGCUCUGAAUUGUGUGGUGAGAGGACCAUCCACCUGUUCCAGGAGGGAGAGGGGGCGGGGCUUGCAGACAGAUGAUGCAAGACUGGGGGAAGGGCAGGGGCGGGGCAGCUGUAAACCUAAUAAGCAUUACUGUACACAUAUAUGCUUAGCAGACAUGCUCAUGCAGAGUGUAUUACGCAGCUUACAUUGUGCAUAUUCUGAUGCGGGACAGGGUGAGGACAGGGGUGAGGUGAAGGAAAAAGAUGGUGGAUGGAGUGACAUGGAGUUUGUUCGAGUUGACUUGUUAAAUAUUAAUAUUAAACAUUAGUAAAACACAAAACGGCGAGUGAAUGGUCCCACCUCCUCAAACAUAACAAAACAAAAAAAAAUGCAACAGAAAAUGGAGUUUGCCCCGUUUACCUGUAGGAUCAUUUGGAUUAGCAAUGAUGGUAUCUAUUUCACCAUAAAAUGGUGGUGACCUCACUUCAAAGGUGAGGGUAUCUAGUAUCCGCUUGUCUUUAGAUUCACUGAUUAUUUCUGGUCAUGGAACCAUGCAAAGUAACAUAUGAACAACGAAUGUAAUCAAGGGCAAAUGAGCAAUAAAUAUGAUAACCAGAAGCAGAUUAUCUGCAGAGGAAGUACACCAGAAUCCACACAGGUUCAGCACUGAGUUUAGGUCUGCUGUGUAGGUCUGUCACUGGAAUGCAGAACAACAAUAUUUGCAUUUGGUUUCAUCCCAGGAAUUAAUCAAAUC
Megalops cyprinoides (Indo-Pacific tarpon) is the source of this 3971-nucleotide messenger RNA. It is a transcript of the gene cdh15, whose product is annotated as cadherin 15, type 1, M-cadherin (myotubule). Gene Ontology annotation, cellular component: catenin complex; adherens junction; plasma membrane. Lineage: Eukaryota; Metazoa; Chordata; Actinopteri; Elopiformes; Megalopidae. The transcript has 14 exons. The record is from RefSeq and is a predicted model, not a curated record. Gene Ontology annotation, molecular function: calcium ion binding; cadherin binding. Gene Ontology annotation, biological process: homophilic cell-cell adhesion; cell morphogenesis; calcium-dependent cell-cell adhesion. Bases 87 to 2516 code for a protein of 809 amino acids.